This is a messenger RNA of Paramecium sonneborni, 1302 nucleotides long. NCBI's taxonomy places the organism in Eukaryota, Ciliophora, Oligohymenophorea, Peniculida, Parameciidae. The record is from the annotation of a GenBank genome assembly.
AUUAAAUUGGGAAUGAUGCAAAAAUAAAAUUAGUUUACAUUUACUAUUGUAAUUCAUCCUCCUUUUGUUGAUUAAGAAAAAUAAGAAGAAUAAUUUUACCCAUCAAUAGGAUAUAAUUUUGCUACUGGUAAUGUUGAACGUAAAAAUAAUAAAUUAUUUAUAGCUGGAUGGGCUUUCAUAAGUAAAGAUUAACCACCUUGUGUUCCUUAUUUUUCUUCAUAUGUUUAAAAGUAGAAUGGAGCAGAAUUUUUAAUAACAGGAGGUGCUUAUAAUGAAAAUAAUCACAUAUAGAGCUCAGCCUUUUGUUUUAGAAUUUAAUUACAUGAUCAUAUGGAAGGACAUAGAAUUAAAUAUGAAUUAUGGAGAUAAGGAUUAACAAGAGAAGAUGAAGAUGGCAAUGAAAUUGAAGCAGAAAAAGUAUCUGUAAUACCAUAAAUGAAUGAUGCAAGACAUAAUCAUAAAGUUUUUGAAUUAUUAAAACCAGGAACUACAAAUUAAUAUUUAUAUUUAGUAGUUGGAGGUUAAUUUAUAAUUUAAGAUGAAUGGGGUUUCUUGAAUUCAUGUGAAAUCUAUGAUGAAAAAGGACCUGUCAAUUAAAAUGGAGAAUAAUAAUGGGAAAUAGUAGAACCUAUGAUUUAAGCUAGAGCUGGAUUCUCAGGAUUUGUUUUAAAUAAUAAAGUAUAUGUAUAUGGUGGAUUCACCUUUGAAAAUGAAGAAACAGUAAAAUUAAUAGAAAUUAUAUUUAGAAAAUCCUACAUAGCAAUAAAGUAGAAUGUUUUGAUAUAACAACAAGAAAAUGGAAAGAUUUUAAAUAUAGACAAGGUUUAAAUAUUACAAAUCAUUUGGGUUCAUCUUGUAUGCCUAUUUCAGAGAAGCAUAUCUUAAUUUUUGGAGGUUCAAAUGGUGAAAAGGUUACAGAUAACAUAGCUAUAAUGGAUGUUGAAAAAGGAUCAAUAGAAAAUUUGAAAUCAAAAACAAAAUUAAGUGUUCCACGAGCAGGUUCUUAGAUUUUUUAUUUAUAAGAAUUUAAAUUAGCUGGUAGAUUAUUAUUAAUAAAAAUUAGAUUCAGCUUAAAAAAGAGAUCUAAUUGUAGUAUUGGGAGGUAAUUAAGAGGAGUUGAGCUUUGAUUAUUUUGCAAUAAAAAAUAAGAAUGCCUUUGAAAUUGAGUAUGUAGGAAAGAAUGAAUUCAAUAAUGCUUUUACUGGAGCAGUAACUGGAACUUAUGCUUUUGGAGGUAUUAAUGAUAUUAGGGCCUGGGUAAAAACGAUGUAGUACAUGCCAGUUGUGACAUUAAUAUAAUGA